Messenger RNA from Acaromyces ingoldii, 2627 nucleotides. Its product is annotated as IDO-domain-containing protein. Gene Ontology annotation, cellular component: cytoplasm. The record is from RefSeq and is a predicted model, not a curated record. Gene Ontology annotation, molecular function: heme binding; indoleamine 2,3-dioxygenase activity; metal ion binding. Gene Ontology annotation, biological process: 'de novo' NAD+ biosynthetic process from L-tryptophan. The transcript has a single exon. Lineage: Eukaryota; Fungi; Basidiomycota; Exobasidiomycetes; Exobasidiales; Cryptobasidiaceae. Bases 71 to 2446 code for a protein of 791 amino acids.
GUCUCGAUCGAGGGGCAUUCAAACUCACGAACACCACCUUGCCAGCACCUGCCUGCCGCCGUCAUCCGUCAUGUCCUCGCCGCCGCGCAGCGCAUCGGGCUCCGGCCCCUCUGCGUCGUCAUCGCCGUCGAGCAGCGGGCUCCGUGAUGGCUUUUCGCUCGACACGACGAAAGUGAGCGGGCGGGCGCAUACGACGCCACAGCGGCUCCUCCGCUUCCACCUCGCACACGACGAUGCGGGCGACAGCUACCACGAGAUUCCGCCGAACCACUUUCUGGCGCAGCAGAGGCAGCAUGCGGCUGCUGGGCCGAGCGGGCACAGCAAGACGCCCUCGUGGGCCGGUGCAGGCACAGGCACGGGCAGUGGAAGCGCGAGCUCGCGGACACCGACGCGCAUACAGAGGUCUCCCUCGUGCGAUGGCACCGCCCAGGAGCUGGCCUCGUCGCCCUCGUUGGAGCGCGACCUGGCUGGCGGUCUCGGUGCGAUGGCUGCCAACCUUUCAUCUUCUGCUGCUGCUGGUACUGCAGUCGCACCGAUGGUGGUGGGCGGGCAGCGGGCGACGAGCAUGCCCGACACGUCGACGCUGGCUGCCGCCGAUUUCGACAUCGACGUUCGCUCGGGCUUCCUGCCGCCCGAGGAGCCCGUCCGCCGGCUCGACGGCAUCGAGGGCGAGCUGUGGGAAGCGGCGCUGGAGCGGGCCAUGGCGAUUCCGCUGCGAAAGAGCGGCGGGGGCGCCGCCGUGGCCAGCGCGGACAAGCGCGCUGCGAGGCAGUGGCGUCGCUCGGUUCGCGACAUGCUCGUCCUGCACCCUUCGCCGCAGCUGAGGGAUGACGUGCGCUAUGCGCGGCGUGGCCAUGUCGUCCUCUCCUUUCUCGCCCACUUCUACAUCCACUCGCAGCCGGACCCCCUCCCGAGGCACGACGCUUCUUCCACUGCUGCCAAGUCAUGGCAGGCCUGGCUCAAGCGGCCCUCGUCGACUCCGCAGUCGGACGAUGCCAACGGCGACAACGAUGACGGCGACGACGACAACGAUGCCCAGGACGAGCGCGACGAGUCGGCAGGCCGGUACCUGGCGCGCGUGCCAGCAUCGCUCGCCGUGCCCUGGAUCGCCCUCUCGGAGCAGCUCGACAUCCCUCCCGUGCUCACGUACGCCGACACGGUGCUCUGGAACUGGCACCUCAAGGAGCCCAGCGCGGGCUUCCACGCCGACAAUGUCGCCAUCACGACGACAUUCACCGGCACCGUGUCGGAGUCGCACUUCUUCCUCACCUCGCUCCUCAUCGAGCUCCGGGGUGUCGAAGCACUCACGCUCAUGCGCCGCAGUCUCGACGAGGCCUUCGUCGCCGACGGCGUCGCCCGCCGCCGCGUCGCCCACUACCUCCGCCGGCUCGCCAAGGUCGUCGGCGUGCUCACGGACCUGCUGUCGCAGGUGCGCACCGGCUGCGACCCCCGCGUCUUUUACUGGGGCAUCCGGCCCUGGUUCAACGGCGGCGACAGCGCGCCGGCCAAUGCGCGCGGCGACAAGGGCUGGCACUUUGAGGGCGUCGAUGCGGAUUCCAACGGCGAGGACGACGACGACGAGCGGCGGCUGUUUACCGGUCCCUCGGCGGGCCAGAGCUCGCUGAUCCAUGCCAUCGACGUCUUUCUCGACGUGGACCACACGCGGCGCAAGCCUCGCGUCAGCCGCAGGGGCCUCGUCCCGGUCGCCGAUGCAGUGGGCAACGCCACUACUGCUGCUGCUCCAGGACAGCGCGCACAGACGGACGAUGCGACGUUCAUGGAGCGCAUGCAGCUCUAUAUGCCCGGCCACCACCGCCGGUUCCUCACCCACCUGCGCGACCUCAGCUUCGACGAGGUCGAGGACCGCCCGCGGCCGUCGGCCAGCGAGGAGAGCCAGGGUCGACGCCGGGGCAAGGGCAAAGGAAAGGCCAGAGAAAUGGACAUGGAUGCUGAUGGGGAGGGAGACAAUGGAAUGAAGGAUGAAGACGGAGACGAGGCGAUGGGAGAGGCAGGAGAAGACGAGGAGAUGAGAGAGGCAGCAGAGGAGGAAGAGGAAGAGGAAGAGGAAGAGGAGCCGGCCCCAUCGCACCCCAUCCGCUCCCUCGCCAUGGCCGAUCGCGACCACCACGGCCGGCCCCUGGCGGCUGACGACAGGCUCCGGGCGUCGUACGACACAGCGCUGCGUGCGCUCAAGAGCCUGCGCGACGAGCACAUGCGCAUCGCCACCCUCUACAUUGUCAGCCAGGCCCGGAGCCCCCCACCGAGCGAGUAUGCGCUGCUGAGUGACCUCAUGACGCAGAAGAAGCCGCCGUCAGAGCAGGUUGGCGGGAACCAGGACGGCGGAGGCGGCGGCGGCCAGAAGGGCACCGGCGGCACCGACCUUGUCUCCUUUUUGAAGCAGUGCCGGACAAACACCAUCGAGGCGCUCCUCGGCGAGCAGGCGUAGCCUCAUCAAGAACAGUACUACUCUGGGAGUCUGUAUGCUACGUAGAUAUACCCAUGCAUAUUAGCAAUAAUGCCACUUCUCCCUCUGCAAGUCGCCCUGAGCAAACCCGUCCAGGCACAUUGUUAUGAUUUUACCGCAAAUUCCGUCAGCAGGGCGCGCGUCGGAGCUAUCUUUAUCUCCC